AAGGUCUUGGGGGAGGAACACAAGGCCAGCAGCAGCAGAGGACUAUAAAGAGAGUGGAGCAGCGGUCUGUGUAUGAGUUGAUUCCUGCUUGCUGUUGCUGAUACAUCCACAACACCAACGAUAACAACAAUGCGUGUUCUGGCCGUGCUGUGUAUGGUGGUGCUGAUGGCUGCCGCUGUCCUGGGUGGACGUCGCUACGGCGGCGGUGGGCAUUUCGGCGGCGGCGGCGGCGGCUUCGGCGGUGGCGGCGGCGGAUUCGGCGGUGGCGGCUUCGGCCAUGGCGGUGGCGGAUUCGGCGGUGGCGGCGGCUUUGGCGGCGGCGGCUUCAGAGGCAGGGGCGGCUACGGCGGCUAAGGCAACAGGCCCGACCACACGCCCACGGCUCCGGCGCGGCCCUACUGACGAAGGCAGCGGCGGCGGGGACGGCAGUGGAGUGGAUUAUGAUUACGGUGAAUGUGGAGACUGUCGUGACCAAUAAAACAACCUGCAGGUG
Messenger RNA from Eriocheir sinensis (Chinese mitten crab), 493 nucleotides. RefSeq lists its product as uncharacterized. NCBI's taxonomy places the organism in Eukaryota, Metazoa, Arthropoda, Malacostraca, Decapoda, Varunidae. The record is from RefSeq and is a predicted model, not a curated record. The coding region runs from base 130 to 354 and encodes 74 amino acids. The transcript has 4 exons.